AUGCAGUUCUCUCUCGCCACCAUCCUCGUCGGCCUCGUUGCCCUUGCCUCCGCUGGCGUCGUUGAUACUGAGGGUGUCCGCAACGUUCCUCGCGAUGCCGUCCUCAUGACCCGCCAGAACCAGGGCCGCCCUGCCCCCAACGGCCAGUGCUGCGUCGCCGGCGGCAACCUCAAGCAGGAUGCCUGCACUGCCAGCAACGGCCAGCAGGGCCGCUGCGUUCCCGGAGGAAACAACUGCGGAGGAGCGCUUAGCUGUGUUGCCCAAGGCAGCCUGACCUGCGAUAACAACGUCAUCGAGCGUGGAAACACCCUUUGCCGUGCCAACGCCCCGGCGGAGGCCUCUUUGAUGGCGCCAACAUCAUCCAGAACCUUGGUCAGGCUUCGGUAA
Parascedosporium putredinis is the source of this 387-nucleotide messenger RNA. NCBI's taxonomy places the organism in Eukaryota, Fungi, Ascomycota, Sordariomycetes, Microascales, Microascaceae. The record is from the annotation of a GenBank genome assembly.